Molecule: messenger RNA, 2095 nt
Organism: Epinephelus lanceolatus (giant grouper)
Lineage: Eukaryota; Metazoa; Chordata; Actinopteri; Perciformes; Serranidae
Gene: trim54
Product: tripartite motif containing 54
Biological process (GO): regulation of microtubule cytoskeleton organization
Cellular component (GO): cytoplasm
Molecular function (GO): zinc ion binding
Source: RefSeq, a predicted model, not a curated record
AUGACAAACAUGGCAGACAGAGGUUGCAUUAUGUCACCAGGAUCCCCUCCUAAGUAUCACACUACAUACAAACAUUAUCAUUUGAUCACUGUCCUGAUCCUCUGCCACGCCCGGACUUUCCAGUGGUCCAACCGUGGCAGAACAGUUUAGACAGUAACCCAAGCCAGAACAAACUGAGGAGCUAAAAAUACCAACAGUCAACAAUCCGGCUGCUGUGGGACUGAGACAGCGGGCAUGGGAGGGUUAGACAGGCUGGCAGCGAGGGUAAAAGGAUAGACAGCUGGGGCAAAGAGAAGUUGUGAGAGCUAGGACAGAAAACGGAGAGAAAAUACGACUACAAACACCAACAAAACCAACAUCCAGAACAUUCCCCACCUAUCUCUGCUUGUUAUCCUCUUCUUUCAUCUUUGAUAUUUUACUCACCGCUGCCUGGAGGAAAUGAACUUUGCUCUCAGGCCUCCAUCAGCAGGCAGUUCUGGGCCUGGUGCAGGCGGAGGAGCCACCAUGGAGAACCUAGAGAAGCAGCUGAUCUGCCCAGUCUGCCUGGAGAUGUUCUCCAAACCUGUGGUCAUCCUGCCCUGCCAGCACAACCUCUGCCGCAAGUGUGCCAACGACAUCUUCCAGUCAGCUAACCCUCUGUGGCAGUCCCGCGGCUCCUCCACCAUGGCUUCCAGUGGCGCUCGCUUUCGCUGUCCUUCGUGCCGCCAGGAGGUGUUGCUGGACCGCCAUGGGGUCUACGGUCUGCAGAGGAACCUGCUGGUUGAGAACAUCAUAGACAUUUACAGGCAGCAGGAGUCCUCCAGGCUUAUGAACAUGAAGCCAGAGCAGCAGCAGCAGCUGUUGUGUGAAGAACAUGAAGAGGAGAAGAUCAAUAUCUACUGCCUGUCCUGUGAGACGCCAACCUGCUCCAUGUGCAAAGUGUUUGGAAAACACAAAGACUGUGAUGUCGCACCACUCAGCAGUGUUUACAUGAGACAGAAGACAGACCUGAGUGACAGCAUUGCAAUCCUGGUUGCUAGUAACGACCACGUCCAGGCAGUCAUCUCUCAGAUGGAAGAUAUCUGCCAGGCUGUGGAGGAGAACGGUCGGCGACAGAGAGAGCAUCUGGCCGACAGAUUUGACAACCUGGUUGCCAUCUUGGAUGAGCGGAAACGGGAGCUGGUGGGGCUCAUUACCAAACAACAGGAUGACAAACUCAAACGUGUUCGAUCUCUCAUUAGUCAGCACAGUGAUCACCUGGAGGCCGCAGUGACGCUGGUGGAGUCGGCCAUUCAGUCGAUGGAGGAGCCACACAUGUCUUUGUUUGUACAGAACGCCCAAGUCAUACUGGAAAAAAUGGCAGUGACAGCCCGGACCUCUAAUAUGGAGCGUCCAGAGCUCGGUUAUGAGAGUAUGAGUCACUUAGUCAUCGAUACUGACGACCUCGCUGCCAUGCUGAAGAACAUUGACUUCUGCUCUGGUACGCACAGAGGUGUGGGAGAUGAUGGAGAAGAAGAUCCCGAAGAAGGUGUAGAAGAGUCAGAAGUUGACUUCUUCUCCAGAUAUUAAACCCAGAACUGAGGUCCCCGCUGCAGUCCUGGAGGAAUGUAAAACAGAGACGGAAAUAGAGGUUUACCAUAAUCCUCUGGAGGAAAUCCAUGCAGUGUUCAAGAGUGAAUUCAGCCACAUGAAAACAACAAAGACAACAUGAAAAAAAAAACACUAAAUGAUUGAUUGAAUUUACACCUUUCUUUACGUUAUCCAUGUGAGUUUCCUUCUGCAGCAGACCACAUGCAAGACUUGGACAGAUUUUUGCCUCCCACAUUGUUGCCUUUUGUUUGGUAAAUAAAAAAUCCAGUGUGUUGUGUAUAAAUAUAUCUAUCUGUGUAAAGCUCACAGGAAAUGUAUACCAUGGAUUUAGCACUGUAUUCUGUGUUGUGGGAGGGUAAAAAGAUUUUGCUCAUGUGUUUCUUCAGGAUUUAAAGCCCUUAUAUAGCUUUUCUGUCACAAUACCUCCUAAAGGCGUCUGUAAAAGACUACAGUUUUAUAAUUCUUGUCAGAUGUUAUGUAAAUAAAUAAAAAAAAACUGUGUGAGGAUUAAAGUCAGUGAGAUAGA